Messenger RNA from Dioscorea cayenensis subsp. rotundata (Guinea yam), 1068 nucleotides. RefSeq lists its product as uncharacterized. The transcript has 3 exons. The record is from RefSeq and is a predicted model, not a curated record. Lineage: Eukaryota; Viridiplantae; Streptophyta; Magnoliopsida; Dioscoreales; Dioscoreaceae. The coding region runs from base 1 to 1068 and encodes 355 amino acids.
AUGGCGAGUGACAGUCCGGUGAGCUUGACACAGCAUUGUGUGCCCGUCUUCAAAGGUGAAGAGUACGGGAGGUGGAGUUUGAGAAUGAAGACUGUUUUUCAGUCUCAAGACCUCUGGGACUUAGUGGAGAGUGGUAUGCCAAAAGGAGAAGAUGAAGCAAAGGCGAAAGAGAGUAAGAAGAGGGAUGCGAAGGCCAGGUGUCUCAUCCAGCAAGCUGUUGAUGGGUUAGUUCUUGACAGGAUAGCGGAGGCCGAGACUGCACAUCAAGCUUGGGAGAUAAUCAAGAGACAGCAUGAAGGCUCUUCAAAGAUGGUAUCUGUGAGGAAACAAGCUCUUCGCCAAAGCUUUGAAACUCUACAAAUGGAAGACAAUGAGAGUGUGCAGAGUUAUUGGGCAAGGGUCGUCACAAUUGUGAACCAAGUGAGAGGGCUUGGGCACAAGCUUUCGGAGGCUGAGGUGGUAUCCAAAGUGCUGCGAAGCUUGGCUCCAAAGUUUGACUAUGUAGCCGUUGCAAUGGAGGAGUCCAGAGAUCUGUCGACUCUCACCCUUGAUGAGCUCUGCGGGUCACUCCAAGCUCAUGAGUUUAGGGUCAACAGACUGUCAGGGAAAGCUAAUGAGAAGGCCUUAUUCGUCAAGGGUGAUACCUCAUCAUCUCAGACGAAGGAGAAGGGAAGUUCUACAUCCUCUACUGGUUGGAGCCCAACCAGAGGUCGAGGGAGGGGGCCGAGUGUCGAGCGAGGAGUAAGCCCAGAGAGAAAGGAGCUCACUGGUAGUCGAGGAACAGAAAUCAUGAAUGUUCUCAAGGCCAGUGUUGAUGAUGUUCCGACAACGAAUUCAAUUUGGCUAGUAGACUCUGGGUGUUCAAGUCACAUGACAGGCCAGAGAAGUAUGUUUACCAGCCUAGAUGAGUCUCAGAAGAUCACUGUUCGCCUUGGGGAUGAUAAGGAGAUGAAAGAAAUGCUGGAUCUAUUGCCUGAAAAGCAAGGGAGAGGCUUUCAGUUGUUUCAAAAAAUUCCAUGCAAUGGUGGAGAGGGAGACAGGAAGGAAACUGAAAGUAUUAAGAAGUGA